AUGUUACUGAGGGUGACAAGCAAUUUAAGUAUUGAUCUCUCGGCUUUUCAUACAACUUUACAGGAUAAUGUAAUAGUGUGUAGUGUUUUGAUGGGAUUGACAGCUGGUUUUCAAGCAUGUUUUCAUCUCUGUCCCUCUGUGUGUAUCUGUGCCUCUAUAUCCAAAUCCAUGAUGUACGCUCUGUUUUGCGGGGAAAUAAGGUUGCUUGGCUUCUCAUUUUUCUUGCUUGUGUAUUAGCCUUUCCUCUCCUGCCUUCGUGCAGAAAGGCUGCCUUAAUCCCCACCUUAAUGGCCCCAUUACACACCCGUUAGCCUCCCAGGGAGAGCAAACCCAGCCUUUGCCUACUGAAUAAACUUUGGCAGCUGGCUUCCCUUCUCCUUCCUGCCAAGCCAGGUCCAUCCUCCUCUUUUCUGGAAAGGGAUGUCAAAGGGAGAGAAUCCACAACCCUCCCCAGAAAAGGCUUGUGUGUUCCUUCGCACCUUGUUAGCGCCGCAAUUAGCCCUUCCUGAGUGGCCCAUUAGCAAGGGGGACCUAAUCCAUGGACCUCAUUGUGGGGCCAAGAGAUGGGCAGAAGCCUGGGUUAUAAGUGCAGCCUUGGAGGGGAGCCAAAUGGGAGGAGAAGUUAGAGGGAGAGAAAUCAGCCAUGUUCCAUCCCCAGCUUUUGCUUCUCCUGGCAUGGAUGCCCGCCUUCUCUGGCAGACCCUCCUCUCAUCUGGAGGCAGCAGGGGCCUCCGAGGGCACAAGAGCCCAGGCCCUCAAGAGGCUGCUGGAGGUCUUCGGCAUUGGGGACCCCCCUCAAUCUCCCCAGCACAUCAUCCGGCCUCCCCAGUACAUGGUGGAUCUCUACAACACGGUGGCCGAUGACGAUGGAGUCACCAAGGACCCGGACAUCUUGGAAGGCAAUACAGUGCGCAGCUUUUUGGACAGAACUCACAGUGACCAAAUGCGAUUCCUCUUCAUCCUGUCCAGUGUGGCAAAGAACGAGAGAGUCCUCACGGCUGAGCUGCACCUCUUCAAACUGCGGGCAAAAGCCACAGACGGACGUCUUCCCAGAAGGCAGCAUUUCUGCCAGGUGAGCAUUUAUCAGGUCCUUGACAAAGACAGCAUGGAUACCCCUGAAGGAAAGAAGCUACUGUCUGCUAAACUUCUUGCCGUGCAAGGAACCGGCUGGGAGGUUUUCGCCAUCACGCAAGCGGUCCGCUCCUGGAUGGACGAGGAGAGCAGUAACCAGGGGCUGUUGGUCACUGUGCGGUCCCUCGGUGGGCACCCCCUGGACGAUGGAGCCGUGCAGUUCGCGUCGGGCAGAGAUCACCACGAGAGCAAAAGGCCCAUGCUGGUUUUGUUCACUGAUGACGGACGUCGGGGUGCCCUAGCGGCUGGGGAAACCCAGCCAGAUGGGCGAGAAUUGUCCCUUCCUGGGCACCUGGCAGCCCCCAAAUCCAACGGCACGCGGACCCCUCGCUCAGUGGACAACCAGCUGCCUUGCCAGAGGCUCCCGCUCUCCGUGGACUUUGAGGAAAUCGGGUGGUCCGGCUGGAUCAUCUCCCCCCGGGGCUACAACGCCUACCAUUGCAAAGGUUCCUGCCCCUUCCCGCUGGGGGAGAACAUGAGGCCCACAAACCACGCCACCGUCCUCUCCAUCAUCAACGCCCUGAAGCUGAGCCAGGAAGUCAGUGGCCCCUGCUGCGUGCCGGACAAGCUGUUCUCCAUCAACCUGCUAUACUUCGACGACGAUGAAAACGUGGUGCUCAAGCAGUACGACGACAUGGUGGCGGGGAGCUGCGGCUGCCACUGAGCCACACAUAUCGCCUCCGUCGUGUGGGAAUGUUCAGGGAGGCAGGAGAGGAUAUGUUGUUUAUUAAUAUCCUUCUUAACUUGGGCUAGCAGAGUCUUUUGGUUGUUGUUGUUGUUUAGUCGUGUCCGCCACUUCGUGACCCCCUGGACCAGAGCACGCCAGGCCCUCCUGUCUUCCACUGCCUCCCGCAGUUUGGUCAAACUCAUGUUCGUAGCUUCGAGAACACUGUCCCACCAUCUCGUCCUCUGCCGUCCCCUUCUCCUUGUGCCCUCCAUCUUUCCCAACAUCAGGGUCUUUUCCAGGGAGUCUUCUCUUCUCAUGAGGUGGCCAAAGUAUUGGAGUCUCAGCUUCAGGAUCUGUCCUUCCAGUGAGCACUCAGGGCUGAUUUCCUUCAGAAUGGAGAGCUUUGAUCUUUUUGCAGUCCAUGGGACUCUCAAGAGUCUCCUCCAGCACCAGAAUUCAAAAGCAUCCAUUCUUCGGCGAUCAGCCUUCUUGAUGGUCCAGCUCUCACUUCCAUACAUCACUACUGGGAAAACCAUAGCUUUAACUAUACGAACCUUUGUCGGCAAGGUGAUGUCUCUGCUUUUGAAGAUGCUGUCUAGGUUUGUCAUUGCUUUUCUCCCAAGAAGCAGGCGUCUUUUAAUUUCGUGGCUGCUGUCACCAUCUGCAGUGAUGAUGGAGCCCAAGAAAGUAAAAUCUCUCACUGCCUCCAUUUCUUCCCCUUCUAUUUGCCAGGAGGUGAUGGGACCAGUGGCCAUGAUCUUCGUUUUUUUUAUGCUGAGCUUUAGACCAUAUUUUGCGCUCUAGCAGAGUUUACAUUCCCCUUUUAAACGCACAGUGGAUAGCUGGUUGCAGGCUUGUUUAAGCCUCUCAAUACAGUCAUACCUCGGGUUACAGACGCUUCAGAUUGCGUUUUUUCAGAUUACGGACUGCCGAAACCCGAAAGUACUGGAACAGGUUACUUCCGGGUUUUGGUGGCC
Molecule: messenger RNA, 2775 nt
Organism: Podarcis raffonei (Aeolian wall lizard)
Lineage: Eukaryota; Metazoa; Chordata; Lepidosauria; Squamata; Lacertidae
Product: bone morphogenetic protein 4-like
Exons: 6
Coding region: 644-1795 (383 amino acids)
Biological process (GO): SMAD protein signal transduction
Cellular component (GO): extracellular region
Molecular function (GO): growth factor activity; cytokine activity
Source: RefSeq, a predicted model, not a curated record